AUGACCACUACUAACAAAUCGAAGAUACCUAGCAUUCGGUCAGCUUCGGUGGGAACAAGAGGGGCAUUGCCUGGACGGGCGAUGUCGCCUGCAACUCGCGCGACGACGACGCCUACGGGUACUUCACGACUCCCUCGUCGCCCUCAAAGCGACAAGCCACUGCCCAGUCCGCCUAUCGCGCAGGUUGUAGAUCCGAACUCGCCUCCCAAGGCUUCACGCACAUUAGUGGACGCUUUCACUCCGAGCCCGACCUUGAAAGAGUACCCAGUUCUGCGCCCAGAGAACAUUCCCCCUCGUCUGAGUUCCAAAAGGAGCUCGCUCCCAACGCGAAGCCCAGUCGCCGCUCGCUCGUUUGUUUCUACCAAUGGAGACGAGGGUACUCGCGUGAAGCGACUAUCCUGGCAUUCGUCGGGCUCAGGUUCCAGCUCAGGAACUGGUCCUAUCCUAACCAUCUCUGGCGAUGCAGAUGCCAUGAUUCUAGGUCAACGCGACUCAAUCCCGGCCGUACCUGCUAUACCUUUGGUCCUCCCGGAGCGUACUACUCAGCCGCGGUCUUUCAGCGCUCUCACUAGCCGCAUUUCCAAGGCGACAACAUCCCGAGCAGAAUUGACUAUCGCGACAGCGUCACCGGUACCAAGCACGAAAGAGCUCACGGCAAAUGGAAGUCCAGUCGUUAAGAUCAGCCCCAUUCGAUCGAUGCAGCCGCCGAGGCAGCCUAGCUUAGAUGCCAAUUCUCCCAGAUCGCCUUCGUCAGUAUAUUCGACAUUGCCGGAUGCCGAACGGAGUGUCUCAUCGGUAUCAGACAGGUCUACAACACCUACGCCAGAGCCCAAGUUACCUGCUCCACCGCUUCGAGACCCGCCCGAGCCGCCAGCUAGUCCUGUAGAAGAACUGCCUGAGGAGAUCUCUGAGCUGACGAUCACAUCCGAAUCCGAUGAUCUCCUCAGUGUGAGCAAGGUUAGAAAGACAACAUCGACGCAGGGGGAUGUAAGUCCCUCGCUGGGUUCGUUCGAUCGUCCUGGAAACAAUGUCUCGGCCUCCAACAUCAGCACUGUCGAAUUGAGCUCGCCAUCCUUGUCUCGAGUUAAGCAUUCACGCGAUACGGCUCGCACCCCAGAUUCUCUCAAGCCAGAGGUCUCGGGAACAGCCAGAUCGAUCAGCAUCGAUAUCCCGUUGGGCUACGGAACGCCUAAGAAUCGUCCGUCGCGUCGCCAGCCAUACACACCCAUGGUCUCAUCUUCCUCUCCAGAUGACACCACUCCGGAGAAUCAAAACAAGGAAGCGUUAGCGACGAAAGUCAAGGCCAAACGCAGUAUUCUUGGCUUGUUCAAUCGCGAAAAGGCACGCGUCAAAACACCAGAGACGGCAGUUUCCAAGCAAGGAUUCAUGGGUGCUACACGAAGUUCGCUCGCCAAGGUCAUGCGCGAUUCUAAGAGUCUAUCCAAGGUCCAUCUUCCAAGAAAGACUGCAUCGAGGUCAGAGAUUAGGUCGGAUCGUACGGUCAAUAAGAAGAGCAGCCAGACAGGCACGUUCACUGCGCCUGAUAACGGCAGAGUGUCCCUGGUACAGGAAGCAGUUCCCGAGAAGCAAAAAAACACAACCGAGAUGCUCCACGAUAUGGUCGAUCGCAUAGAAGCGGGUCCUAAAGACUCGCCAGAGCGUCUGCGCCACGUACAGAUCGCAGAGUGCAUCAUCCUGGCCGCUGAAUACACUCGUAACGCCAGCAUCAGUGCUUUGGAGGCGAAGAAGAGUGCCCGCGACGCGGAACUUCAUGCAGAUCGUGCUGCGCUUGAGUUUGCGCGAUUGAAUACGCUACUUCACGGAGCAGAGAUUGACGCCCGUUCUAUGAAGUUCAUUAGAAGUCUGUUCACGAAUGCUGCUGCCAGUGAACCUGAGGAAGAGACACGCUGA
Messenger RNA from Alternaria arborescens, 1911 nucleotides. RefSeq lists its product as hypothetical. NCBI's taxonomy places the organism in Eukaryota, Fungi, Ascomycota, Dothideomycetes, Pleosporales, Pleosporaceae. The coding region runs from base 1 to 1911 and encodes 636 amino acids. The record is from RefSeq and is a predicted model, not a curated record. The transcript is spliced from 3 exons.